Schistosoma rodhaini is the source of this 2016-nucleotide messenger RNA. Lineage: Eukaryota; Metazoa; Platyhelminthes; Trematoda; Strigeidida; Schistosomatidae. The record is from the annotation of a GenBank genome assembly.
AUCAUCUCGAAUGUAUGCCAAAAAUUACAUCCCCAACACCACCAUCACAGACAAACUAAAUUAUUAACCAAUCAGAAACAAAAUAGUAUUUCUGUUGACUAAGUGGCAUGAUUCCAAAAAUUAUUAUCCAAUCAAAAAUUAACAUUUUUUAAUAUUAAUUAACCAAUAGGAUUUCUGAGUAUGGUACUGUACCCAACUAUAAAAACAGAAUAAUUGAGUCAACUUGGUCAGUCUCAAACAUACACGGUUUUUUUGUUGCUAUCUGUUCUGUAAUACAACUUGCUUCAGAAUGGUAUGUUUUCAUUUGGACCCAUCAACUAAUAUAUGCUUUCCAGAGGGAAUGUAUUAGUGUACAUGUUGGUCAAGCUGGAGUUCAGAUGGGCAAUGCUUGUUGGGAAUUGUAUUGUUUGGAACAUGGAAUUCAAGCUGAUGGGCGAAUGCCGAGUGAUAAGACUGUUGGGGGUGGAGACGAUUCCUUUAAUACUUUUUUUAGUGAAACUGGCUCAGGAAAACAUGUUCCAAGAGCAGUAUUUGUAGAUUUAGAACCCACUGUAGUAGAUGAGGUUCGGACUGGCACUUAUCAUCAACUCUUUCAUCCUGAGCAAUUGAUUACUGGUAAAGAAGAUGCUGCAAACAAUUAUGCACGUGGUCAUUACACAAUUGGGAAAGAAAUUGUUGAUUUGGUGUUAGAUAGGAUUCGUAAACUUGCCGACCAGUGUACCGGUCUUCAGGGGUUUCUGAUAUUUCAUUCAUUUGGUGGAGGCACUGGUUCAGGUUUCACAUCUUUGUUGAUGGAACGAUUGAGUGUUGAGUAUGGAAAGAAAUCGAAGCUUGAAUUUUCUGUUUACCCUGCUCCACAAAUUGCAACUGCUGUUGUUGAACCUUACAAUUCUAUUUUAACAACGCAUACAACUUUGGAACAUUCGGAUUGUGCAUUUAUGGUUGAUAAUGAAGCAAUAUACGAUAUAUGCCGUCGUAAUUUAGAUAUUGAACGUCCAACUUACACGAACUUAAAUCGUUUAAUUGGUCAAAUAGUGAGUUCUAUUACAGCUUCUCUGCGUUUUGAUGGAGCUUUGAAUGUUGAUCUCACUGAGUUUCAAACGAAUUUGGUCCCUUAUCCACGUAUCCACUUCCCAUUGGCAACAUAUUCACCUGUGAUUUCAGCUGAAAAAGCAUUUCAUGAACAGUUUAGUGUUGCUGAGAUUACUAAUGCCUGCUUUGAGCCAGCGAAUCAAAUGGUAAAAUGUGAUCCUCGUCGUGGUAAAUACAUGUCCUGUUGCAUGUUGUACCGUGGUGAUGUUGUUCCAAAGGAUGUGAAUGCAGCCAUUGCUACCAUUAAGACAAAACGGACAAUUCAAUUUGUUGAUUGGUGCCCUACUGGCUUUAAAGUUGGGAUCAACUACCAACCUCCUACAGCGGUUCCAGGUGGUGAUUUAGCAAAGGUGCAACGUGCUGUUUGUAUGCUAAGCAAUACAACAGCAAUUGCAGAAGCCUGGGCCCGUUUAGAUUACAAAUUUGACUUGAUGUAUGCAAAACGUGCAUUUGUCCAUUGGUAUGUCGGUGAAGGAAUGGAAGAAGGCGAGUUUAGUGAGGCUCGUGAAGAUCUUGCAGCUUUAGAGAAAGAUUAUGAAGAAGUUGGAGUUGAUAGUGUUGAGGGUGAAGGUGAAGGUGAUGGAGAAGAAUACUGAAUAAUUGUGAGAUGUUACCCAUUCCUAAUAAAUUUAUCUCAACAACUAGGUGGUUUUCAGAUUCUUCCAAAAUGUGGGGCUCUCAAUAGAGUUUCACAUCUCAAUGAUAGUUUACUAAUACAGUUGCUGAUCGGUAACUUAUCUUAAGGAAAGUAGUUUGGUUAUUCCGACGGUAAGCAUAAACACGUAGGUGUGUGGGCCUUUCGUCCGACGGUGGUACACUCAGUAAGCGAGGCACUAGACACACCAUCAAGGAAGAUUCCGUUAUUUUGUUUCUGACCAUCUCCAAUGAUGGCACGGUUAAGUCUUCACCAGCGGUUUAAGAAGC